This is a messenger RNA of Pistacia vera, 1268 nucleotides long. Its product is annotated as splicing factor U2af small subunit B-like. NCBI's taxonomy places the organism in Eukaryota, Viridiplantae, Streptophyta, Magnoliopsida, Sapindales, Anacardiaceae. The record is from RefSeq and is a predicted model, not a curated record. Gene Ontology annotation, molecular function: pre-mRNA 3'-splice site binding; metal ion binding. Gene Ontology annotation, biological process: mRNA splicing, via spliceosome. The coding region runs from base 53 to 1018 and encodes 321 amino acids. Gene Ontology annotation, cellular component: spliceosomal complex; U2AF complex. The transcript has 6 exons.
GCAUAACAAAUCGAAACAAAUUUCGGCGCUAUUUUCUCAUCUAAAAUUUGCGAUGGCCGAACACUUGGCUUCAAUUUUUGGCACAGAGAAAGACAGGGUUAACUGUCCAUUUUACUUCAAGAUCGGCGCCUGUAGACAUGGGGACCGCUGCUCGCGCGUCCACACCAAACCUAGCAUUAGCCCUACUCUCUUGCUUUCAAACAUGUAUCAACGCCCUGAUAUGAUCACACCUGGCGUCGACGCAAAUGGCAAUCCCAUUGACCCCCGCAAGAUCCAGCAGCACUUCGAGGAUUUUUAUGAAGAUCUCUUUGAGGAAUUGAGCAAAUAUGGUGACAUUGAGAGCUUGAAUGUCUGUGACAACCUAGCUGACCACAUGGUUGGUAAUGUGUAUGUUCAAUUUAGGGAGGAAGAAUAUGCUGCAAGAGCACUAAAAAAUCUGACUGGGAGGUUUUAUGCUGGACGUCCCAUUAUUGUGGACUUCUCCCCUGUGACGGAUUUCCGUGAAGCCACCUGUAGGCAAUAUGAGGAGAACACCUGCAACCGUGGUGGAUACUGCAAUUUCAUGCACCUGAAAAGGAUUGGCAGGGAGUUGAGGCGUGAACUAUUUGGGAGAUACAGGCGAAGGCCUAGCCACAGCAGGAGCCCCUAUAGGCAUCGCAGCCAUGAAGAGCGUUCACAUGGUGGGCAUGGUUCUAGCAGAAGGUACGAUGACAGGGAUCGCUAUCAUGAAAGUAGGAGCAGGAGGCAUAGGAGCACAAGCCCUAGCCAUAGGAGAGGGAGAAGCAGAAGUCCUGGUGGAAGACGGAAUUGUAGUCCUGUCAGGGAAGGCAGUGAGGAGAGACGAGCCAAAAUUGAGCAGUGGAACAGGGAAAGAGAAAUGCAAGAAAAUGCUAGUAAAGAAAAUACCGGCAACAACAAAGAAUCCGAAAAUAUCAAUGAUGGUUAUAUGCAAAAUGGUAACCAACACUGUGGAUAUCAGCAGCAGCCUCCGCGGAAUCAAGGAGACUAUGUAUACUGAUCUACUUAACAGUUGUUUGUUGCAGUAUGAGAUGUUACAGGAUGGGUUUACAAGGUCUCAAUCAGAUUACUUCUAGAAAAAAAAUGAGAAAGCCAUGGUGAUGUCAAAGUCAUUGCUAUAUUCAGGUCCCUCGAUGUUACUGGUGUUUUGGUAAUCGGAAACGGCAAUCUUUGGCAUUGUUAGUAGAUAUUUCAUUCAUCCUUGAAUUUGAUGAAUAUUUAUCUGGAUCCUGGAAAAGAUAAUUAUGAAU